AGCGUUUUGCCGUUUUAACUGUAAAUUGACAUAAUAGCAUAAUAGUCCUGUUGGGUGUGCUUUUGACCGGCAAUUGAUUGAUAACAGCCUCACAUCCCGCUAUCAGCGAGCCACACUCCACGCACGCGAUCCCCACCAGAACGCCGCGCACGCAAUUCCAGGAGAAAUGUCUGCAGUCAUUCGGACAAAGCCCUUUUGCGCCACGCGCACAUGCAACGUUGGCUUUCGGCGCGGGGUCCGCGUGGUUGCCAUGGCACGUGUCCACCCUCAGACGCUAGCGUCUACUGCUGCCGCUGCUGUCGCUGCCAGCGCAUUGUUGCUAGCUCCUCAAGUCUCCUACGCCGCUGGUAUUGAAAGCGUCGAGCUGUCUCCCGCAAGCUUCCUAAGCAAGCCGGCCGGCCCCACCAGGGCUGCCGAGCAGCAAAGGGAGAAGCUCGCGCAAGCGGAUGAGGCCUUCCAAAACAGCAGUACCUUGAAGGAGCUCUUGGCUAAAAGCGAGGCCAACAAAGCCAAGAACCGCAAAGACAUCCAGAACAAGUACUGCUACCGCCAAGCCGAGCUGGGUGUGGGUGACUGCGGCGGGCUGCGCUACAUCCCCGGACUCACGGAGAGCGGCAAGCAGAAGACACCCAAGUGGCUGGCUGACCUGCUCGGCGUGGAGAGCCAGGAGACCAGCGGCGGUCCGGCGGAGGGCAGGACGCUUAAAGAGCUCAUUGAGAACGGCAGCGGCGGCAGCAAGUAGCAUGCGUGUUUACAGGAGUGGAUAGCCCCUGGCAUGUCGGGCCUCUAGAGCGCUGCUUGGGCGGACCGGCUGCGUUCAAGAUCUGCUACCUUUCCAGCUACCCAUGCGGAUAAUGCAUGAUUGUAAGAACCGCAACCACCA
Messenger RNA from Astrephomene gubernaculifera, 883 nucleotides. The record is from the annotation of a GenBank genome assembly. NCBI's taxonomy places the organism in Eukaryota, Viridiplantae, Chlorophyta, Chlorophyceae, Chlamydomonadales, Astrephomenaceae.